CUAUGUUGGUGUAUCGAGUUAUACCACCGCAAAGUUCCAAGCACCCGGAUUCGAGGUGUAGUUUGUGGUAGACUGGAUAACCUGCUCUAAUACGUCAGACCAUAUAAAUAUAUAAAUUUAUAUAUUUCUAUGCGUCAGACUCGCUCCUACGUCACUCCUUUUCUGACUUGAAGUCAGAAUAGCGCAGUGACGUAGGAACCAGCCAAACGUCAUUUACAGCAGGUUGUCCAGUCUAUAUAGUUUGUGGGUUCAUUGUGUUCUUUAACGAUGAGGGUCAAGGUCAUAAAAUGUCCGUUGAACGUAACGUCCGCUGACUUCAGCUCGAUGCGAGAAAGAUUAUUAGUAAAAUGGUCUGUUGUUUAUAUGAACUUAAUAAUGAAGUAUGCAAUAUUAUAUAGGGUUACCAUUAAAUAGGUGUAUGUAAUUUAUACGUCAGGGAUCAUUUGAAAUGGAAAAAACUCCUUCGGCACCUCCUGUACCUAAAGUAUCUAAAUUAAUUCCCAACAAAUAUAACCAGCAACCAUCAAAGAAAGGAAGACGAUUUUUGAAAGAGCUUCAAUUUAAACUAGUUGGUGCCAUUGAAUCACAUAAUUUAUUAGAAGUAAACAGAUUGAUUAAGAACGGGGUUGAUCUAGAUUGUAUUAUUUUAAUUCAUAAAACGCCGUUAAUCCAUGCUCUAGAAAAAUUCCCACUCCAACCUACACUUGCAGUUACUUUGAUGGAAGCCGGUGCUAAUGUCGAAAAGCCUGAAGUUGUUGCCAGGAGAAGGUUUCCAAUCCAUGUGGCGGUUAUGAGUGGUUCUUUGUUGUUGGUAAAUAAACUCUUAGACUUUAAAGCUAAUAUUGAUGGUCGAGAUGGUUCUGGUAUGACACCGCUUCAUUACGCCUGUUACUAUGGAUUCCAAGAUAUCGCAAGUGAACUUCUUAAACGCCAACCUGCUCAUUGCAUCCAUUACGGCGAUGACACACAACGCUGUGCAAUUCAUAGGGCUAUUGAAGGCAAACACUUUCAUGUUGCCGAAAUGUUAUUUAAACACGGUGCCUUGGUAAAUAGUGUUGAUAAAAGUGGCUGGUCGCCUUUAUUUCAGUGUAUAGUGUUCAACGAAGUGAGUAGUGUCAAGUAUUUAUUAAAUCGUGGUGCUGAUGUGAACCUUCAAGACGUUAAUGGAAAUACACCGUUACACAUAGCUUGCAAUCCACUGGCCAGAGAUCAUGUACGAGUAAUUCUAACAACGUCAGUAGACUAUUAUAAAAGAACAAGAAGAAUACCAACAGCUGAGCUUCAAGCUCUGUUCUUAUCAGAGCAGGGCGGAUUUUUAAAAGCAGUACAGUUUUUAGUUAAUGCAGGCGCUGACGUCAACAUAAAUAAUAAAAUUGACAUCCGUCCCAUUCACAAUACUCGUUCGGCACAUAUCAUGACGUAUUUAAUAGCAUGUGGAAGUGAAAUUGGUGUUAAUACCCUGACCAAUCUGGAGCUUUCAGGGGAGACUAAUCUGGUAGAAUCGGUACGAAACAGCAAUUCAUUCUCAGGACAGAUGACUUUACUGCACAAAUGCAGAAGCGUAAUUCGUAAUUGUCUGUCCCACACUCGUGAUGUAUAUUCUUCUGUAAAUAAAUUACCCCUUCCUCAAAAACUGAUCGAAUAUAUAAAUUUAGUAAAUUAUGAUUCCUAACAACAGCACAUGUGUCAGGUAUUUGAAUAAUUAAUAUUGAAUGUCCUUCCGUAACUCUGUAGAUUCAAAUACGUUAAUUUGAUAUCUGUAUACACAACAUAUCAGUCUAUUGCAGAACCAAAAUGAAAAUUCCUGUUAAACAAUAUUAUAUGAAAUGGUCAUUGAGGGAUUUUUGUAUGUAAAUUUGAUAAUAAAUGUACCACCAUAUCAACUUCAAAA
Molecule: messenger RNA, 1891 nt
Organism: Patella vulgata (common limpet)
Lineage: Eukaryota; Metazoa; Mollusca; Gastropoda; Patellidae
Product: serine/threonine-protein phosphatase 6 regulatory ankyrin repeat subunit A
Exons: 3
Coding region: 449-1672 (407 amino acids)
Biological process (GO): intracellular signal transduction; innate immune response
Cellular component (GO): cytoplasm
Molecular function (GO): protein binding
Source: RefSeq, a predicted model, not a curated record